Molecule: messenger RNA, 288 nt
Organism: Paramuricea clavata
Lineage: Eukaryota; Metazoa; Cnidaria; Anthozoa; Malacalcyonacea; Plexauridae
Source: the annotation of a GenBank genome assembly
AUGCCGGUACCCACACCCGAACAAAAAGAAGAAAUUUACGAAGCAAUUUCCAAAUAUCCAACAGAUUUAUCAAGUUUGAGCAUUACUGAUGUGAGCGCGUUAUUGAAUUACUUAGGAAUGCGAAAUUAUGUUGAAACAUUUGAAGCAGAGUUGAUAGACGGUGCUAUGUUGGCCAGCAUGGACAAAGAGAGUUUGGAAUCAUUGAAUUUAAUUCCAUUCCAUGUUACAAAAUUAAUGAAGUUUAUUGGAGGUUGGCGACCGAAUUCCAAAAUACGAUUAAAAAAAUGA